Molecule: messenger RNA, 849 nt
Organism: Didymosphaeria variabile
Lineage: Eukaryota; Fungi; Ascomycota; Dothideomycetes; Pleosporales; Didymosphaeriaceae
Exons: 2
Coding region: 1-849 (282 amino acids)
Source: RefSeq, a predicted model, not a curated record
AUGAGGUGGCCUAAGAAGCGGGUUACUUUUUCUGAUGUUGGAUCACUCAAUGACAAGAAGAGAGGAGUUGAGGAUGACGCCGGGAAAGACGGAGGAAAGGAAGACAUUCGAAGUGAGGUUUACGACGUUGAGGCAAGCGAAGUGGCCGCUCAAGAUGUAGAGAAGGAAGGUGACAGUGCUGUUGGAGAAUCUAGUCCUGCCAACAUAAUCACGACAGAUCGCAAAAUAUAUACCAAUACAUCACUAAAGUCACCGACAGCUACAUCCACUCCUGCGCCUACGCCUACGCCUACCCCUACCCCUACAUCAACAUCACCAGCCUCACCAGCCCGCAGGUCAGUCAGAUUACUAGCGAAGCAGAUAGCAAAGGUGGCGGCACAGAUCUGCGAUGAUGGGUCUCUUCUCAGCGACGCAGAAUCUAUUCCAGAGGACGCAAAUGUUGACAGUGCAUCACAGGCUGCACAAACCAAAUGCAAAACUACAGUCAAGCCAAAUCAGACGAAACGAGCCUCAAACAAAGGGCCAGUGGACAAUCCUCCGAAAGAAGGCAGCCUUUCUCUCGCAAGGGAGGGAAAGGCGUGUAGGAAGGAGGUGAGAUUGGCAGGUGAGCCCGAAGACGCCGAAGACACCAACGAGCGGGCCAUCACAACGGCGCAGAUGCGCGAUACUAUCACAAGCUUGCUGGCGAACAGUUUGCAAGUACACCACCAAUUCGUAGACUGCGCAACCGAUCGUGCUGGUGAUGCUGCUGGAGAGGCUGCGGAAGUCGCCUUUUCCAACGCAUUGGGCACGAAGAAGAGGACGAAAAUGCAAAGGUUAGCGGCUUUGAAAAAGCGGAAGAGUAAUUAG